AAGGUAAUGUGAUUUCCUUGUUCCCUUACUUAUCGAUCUCGCGUAAUUCAUAACCUUACCAAUAGAGUAUAAAAAAAUACCACAACCCGCCAAUGAGCUUAUCAACAUUCAAAAGUAUUUCUUUGUAUAAUUAUUUAUCUUCUUAUCAAUGAAAAAUAAACAAACUGAAAAUACGUAGAAAAGUUUUGAUAGAAGUCGACAAAUCCACUCUGCGACUUUUUUAACAUAGUCAGUUACAUCGCACAUGUCCUGUAGACUGUAAUACAAAUGAAAGAUACUUAAUUGCUAACCUACAUUUUUAGGAGAUUUUCAAUCUUAUCAAUUAGCUUUUAUACAUAUUAUUUGAAAAAAUUUUUCCUAAUAAUACUUGAUAGAGAAACUAACCAUUUAGUUUAACUAUUUAAACAAUAGAAAUGGAGAUGUUAGUGUUUAAACAUGUAUGUACACAAACGCUUAAGAUAAAUUCAAUUUUCGUAAAACUGUUUAAAAGAAAUUAUGUACAAGCUGUUUUGCAAAGCACGUCGAAGAAUUUGCACCCUUAUCAACAAAUACAUCCAUGGAAAUCAUUAGAUGAAUUUUCAGAAGAAUUAGUUAACAAUGUCAUUUAUAACAAGGAUGGGUUAGUGGCUAUAAAUAAACCUUAUGGCAUAUCUGUUGAUCGUGUAAAUGUACAGAAAGUUGUACACCGCAUAGCAAAUAAUGUGAAAUACACAAUAUAUGAUGCUUUACCACAUAUUGCUAAGCAGUUGAAUUUUUCAGGGUUAACUAUAAUUAGGAAACCUGAAAAGUAUAUGACUGGCAUUAUGCUUUUAGCAGCAAAUCCGACAGUGAUACGUAAAGUUAAUCAUGCAUUAGGCCGUAAUACAAAUGCAAAAACUUAUUGGGUGAUUACAACUGCAAUACCAAAUCAAACAGAGGGUACUGAAAGACUACAAAUGGAACGGCUGUCGAAGUCAAAGAAAGACCAGAGUACAAGGAUAGAAAUGAAGCAGAGGACUUCAAAGAAUGCGUUCAAAAAGGACAAUGUUAAGGUUUUAAAUGUCAGCUUUAAAGUUUUAAGCACUUCCAAAAGUACGUCAUCUUCCUUAGUCGAAAUAACAUCAACUACAAAUAAGGACCAUGCAGUUAGAUUGUUCGCAUCAACAUUCUUAUAUUCUCCAGUUUUGGGAGACAAUCUGAUGGGAUCACGGGUUAGAAAAGUUGGGAAUACUUAUAUUAAAGUUGAUCCUUCUGUGAAACUGUCUUAUCUGCCACCGAAAUUAGACAAACAGGUCUAUAGGUUAUUAGGUUUGCGAGAAUCUCAACAAGAGAUUAUUCCUGUUCAUAUUCAUUUAAGGUCAAUAACUCUACUAUCCUAUCUCAAGAAUAAAGAAACUUUAACGAUUAACGCUCCUAUAAUCCCUCCUUUCGAUUGGGCAUAUAAACAAUUUCACUUCCAGGAUUCAAUGGAAAAUAAAUAAUACUGUAUCACAUAAAAAGUGGAAUUAUCUUUUUAAUCGGUUAAAGUUUUUUUAAUUACUUAAUAAAAACACGAUCGUAAUAACAUAAUGCUCG
Messenger RNA from Nomia melanderi (Alkali bee), 1554 nucleotides. RefSeq names its product pseudouridylate synthase RPUSD4, mitochondrial. Gene Ontology annotation, molecular function: pseudouridine synthase activity; RNA binding. The record is from RefSeq and is a predicted model, not a curated record. Gene Ontology annotation, biological process: pseudouridine synthesis. NCBI's taxonomy places the organism in Eukaryota, Metazoa, Arthropoda, Insecta, Hymenoptera, Halictidae.